Molecule: messenger RNA, 2181 nt
Organism: Nicotiana attenuata
Lineage: Eukaryota; Viridiplantae; Streptophyta; Magnoliopsida; Solanales; Solanaceae
Exons: 2
Coding region: 113-958 (281 amino acids)
Source: RefSeq, a predicted model, not a curated record
GUGAGUUAGCCGUUAUAGCAAUGAAAGAAGCUCCACUGAUGUAACCCCUAAAGCCUGUGGAAAAUCAGUUUAAAUUUUCUGGUUUCUUCUACUUCUCCCCUCAUUUUAGACAAUGGCAGAUUUUUCUUUUCUUUCUGAUGAUAGCGACAAUGAAAAAGCAGUAGAUGAACUCCUUUCUCAAGCAAUGGACCAAUCUGUUCUUGAACAAGUUGCUGCUAUAAACUGCUCUGGCUUUACUGACUCUCUUCUCCCCACUCAGCUCGAAACUCGCUUUCGCAAACUCAAAUCACUUCCAACAACAUCCUCAAAACCCGAUACUCUCACAAAAAGUUCCAAGAGUUUCUGUUCCUCGGAGUUCCCAAAAAACAAGAAAAGUUAUGAUGAUGAGGACAAUGAGAAAAUUGAAGGAACCCCAGUUGAGGAAAAGAAGGGUUCAGAAGUGAAUUUGGGACAUGGGUUUGUUCAAGAAAAUGAUGUUUAUACAAAAAACCCAGUUGAGGAAAAGGGUUUUGAGGUGAAUUUGGAACAUGGGUUUGUUCAGAAACAAACAAAAUCAAAGGUUCAUUCGAAUAAAGAUGAUGUUUUUACAAAAUCCCCAGAUGGAAAAAAGGGGGAAAAGUCAAAAUCUUCAAUGUCAUCAGAUUCUUGGGAUUUUUCAAAAGAUUGUUUGUCUCCACCAAAGAAAACUGGGUGUUUUUGGUGUUCUCCUAAGAAGGGGUCGAAUAAAAAGGGGAAAGAGAAUCGGGGUAUGAAAUGGGGGAAGAAUGAUGAGUUUUUAUCGGAAUUGAGUGCGUUUUCAUUGAAAAAUCAAGAGAAGUUGAUGAAGAAAGCUAUGAUGGAGCAAGAGAAGAUUAAUAGAGAAGCUGAGAAGAUUGUUAAGUGGGCAAAACUAGCAUCUGCUAGAUUGGAUGUUUCUAGCAUUGAAGAUGAACUCAGUGAUGAUGACACUUUCAAAUGAUUGAACUAAGUAACUAGAAUUUUGUGUGCCCUCAAUGGGAAAAAAGGAAUUUUGAGUGCUGUGAACUGAAAAAUAUUUCGGGGUUGUUUGGUUCUGACUUCCACGGCAAGAUAUGCAGGAUAAGUAAUGCGGAAUCUACCUCUGGUAUUUCUAGUUCAACUAAUGUCAUUAAAUCACAGGUACUUCAAGGCAAAUGAUCCAUAUAAUUUAGCUAUUUGCUGAUUAUUCUAUUCUUUGAACAUGAAUACAAGGGAAAGUUAGUAGUACUAGUGGGAACACAAUAACUAGAUAGAUCACAGAAUCUAGCUCUGAUAUUUUUGGAGAAAAUUUGUACUUGACGUUUUUUUCGUUUGUCUGUCUAGUUCAACUAAUGUCAUUAAACCACAGGUACAAUCAAGGCAGAUGAUCCAUAUAACAUGGCCUUUUGCUGACUAUUGUAUUCUUUGAACUUGAAUUCUAGAGAAACUUACCAUAAGGGAAGGAAGAUUUUGAGAAACAAUUGAAAUUGAGUUGUCAGGAACUUUUGGGAAUAUGAAUGACUAGGAAAAUAUGAUGAUGAAACUUCUUUCAGAACAUUCAAUUUGUUGCAAAACGGCAAUUAAUAUUAACAGAAAAAGUAAAGCAAUCAAUUAUGUAUUGACAAAUGACAUGCUCUACCUUGUUCAUUAGACCAUUGUGAUGUAUUCAUGCCUUUAUCACUAUGUGUCCGUUUGAUCUAUAUUAUUCUCCCUUUCCAAAUUUACAUUUCAUGCCUACUUACUUCAAGCUGCCUAUCAUCGCUUUUAGUAUGGGCCUGAAUUUUUCCCUCCAAAGUUUCUCAUCUUCAACCAAUUAACUGCUUUCUGUCUUCUUCUUUAAUUAUCUAUCUAUCAGAACAUUGUUUUCAUGUAACUGUCCACCUGCACAAUCUUGAUCAUGAUUUAUCUUCCACUAUACAAUUUUUCAUGCACAUCUCCUUGUCAAGAUUUGGCUAUUAGCUAGCCCUUCUGGUUUCCACUUCGGAACAACCUUCUAGCUUUUGUGUUGCUAAAGUUAUACGCAACUCCGAUAUACUUUAAUUCUGUUUAUCUCCCUUGCAGGAUUUUGUUUCAUUUGUGGUUUUCUACUUUAUUUUCUUUCUCUGUUGGACCUCCGUCUUGCGUGGACCAUUAGUAUCAUAUAUGCAAAAGAUGGAUAAUAUAUGGCUGCUUCAUCCUUAAUAUACAGAACUUACACCAGAGUAG